This is a messenger RNA of Penicillium crustosum, 579 nucleotides long. RefSeq lists its product as uncharacterized. The transcript is spliced from 3 exons. Bases 1 to 579 code for a protein of 192 amino acids. Lineage: Eukaryota; Fungi; Ascomycota; Eurotiomycetes; Eurotiales; Aspergillaceae. The record is from RefSeq and is a predicted model, not a curated record.
AUGAGUAGCCUUCAUGCCCCAUCCGCUUUUCAGUCUCAUCGCUCGGGUCUGUGUUCGAGUUUCAAUCGCAUUUGUCUUGAGGAUCAUAUCCAGUCUCUUCCACCUCACCCUCCGGAUGUAUUUUCGAGCUUUGACCAACUUCGACUCGAGGUCCAUAACCUUUCGACGCAAACGCAGCCAGAUGUCAACCCGACUACCUACCAGUACAUGUAUCCUGGAGACAACGGCCCUUCCAAGUGGACAGUUCUCGAGGUCGUUGCGUUCCUUUGUCGAAAUGAACCGGUUCCAUGGGCCUAUGGCCUCGUCCCUCCCGAUUUUGUGGCGCUAGAGGCAAGCAUUCGCAACAACCUCAUCGAUGACAAUUAUUUGUUCUAUCGCAUCUGCGAGCGUAACAUUCAAAGCCCCCCCGGGCUACGUAUUAUUCCUCAUCGCCUAUACGUGCUGUGUGGCAUCGCGUGGCUGCAGCUACGAUCCCCACGAUUCACUCUGAGCCCGGCUGGUGCCUACCAAAUCGAACAGAGGAGGCCGGUAUUUGUAUACCGGAUGAUUGCGGGGAGCACCUUUGAGGAGAAGCUUUAA